CGGGGACUGGCCCGGGGUGUACGUGAGGCUGCUCUGUCGCUGCAGUCGCCUCUUCUUUUCCCGGCCAGGUAGCGGAUCCCACCGGGGACUCAGAAAUAAAAAAAUGGUGAAAAUAACAACAGUGAAGACCAAGCCGUACUCGGACCAGAAGCCGGGCACGAGCGGCCUGAGGAAGAGGGUGACGGUGUUCCAGCAGAACCAGCACUACGCGGAGAACUUCAUCCAGAGCAUCAUCUCCGUCAUCGAGCCCGCCGAGCGACAGGCGGCCACUGUGGUGGUGGGAGGGGACGGGAGGUUUUUCAUGAAGGACGCCAUUCAGCUGAUCGUCCAGAUCGCCGCAGCGAACGGGAUUGGUCAUCUUGUGAUUGGUCAGGAUGGCAUCAUGUCCACCCCAGCAGUCUCCUGUGUGAUCCGCAAGAUAAAGGCAGUGGGGGGCAUUAUCCUCACAGCCAGCCACAACCCCGGAGGCCCCAGUGGAGACUUUGGCAUUAAGUACAACAUCUCCAGUGGAGGACCUGCUCCAGAGGGCAUCACCAACAAAAUAUUUGAGGUCAGCAAAACCCUGCAGGAGUAUCAGAUCUGCCCAGAGCUGAAAGUGGACCUGUCCAAGAUCGGCAAGCAGACCUUUGAGGUGGACACCUUCAAGCCUUUCACAGUGGAGAUCGUGGACUCUGUGGAGGCCUACGCCGAGAUGCUACGGAACAUCUUUAACUUUGCUGAGCUGAAGGAGCUCCUCUCUGGAGCCAAUCACAUCGACGUCCGCCUGGAUGCGAUGCACGGAGUUGUGGGUCCUUAUGUGAAGAAGAUAGUCUGUGAAGAGCUGGGCUCUCCUGCCCACGCUGCCGUCAACUGUGUCCCCCAGGAGGACUUUGGUGGCCACCACCCUGACCCCAACUUGACCUACGCUGCCGACCUGGUCAACACCAUGAAAGGAGGAGAAUAUGAUUUGGGUGCAGCCUUUGAUGGGGACGGUGACCGAAACAUGGUGCUGGGAAAAAACGGCUUUUUCGUGAACCCCUCCGACUCUGUGGCGGUCAUCGCUGCCAACAUCAACACCAUCCCAUACUUCCAAAAGACUGGUGUCAAAGGACUGGCCCGCAGUAUGCCCACCAGUGGAGCCCUGGACAAUGUGGCUAAAGCUCUGCAGAUGCAGCUGUACGAGACUCCAACGGGCUGGAAGUUCUUUGGCAACCUGAUGGAUGCUGGAAAGCUUUCGUUGUGCGGAGAGGAGAGCUUCGGCACAGGCUCGGAUCAUAUCCGGGAGAAGGAUGGCCUGUGGGCAGUGCUUGCGUGGUUGUCCAUUCUGGCAACCAGGAAACAGAGUGUGGAAGAGAUCAUGAAGGAUCACUGGCAGAAAUUUGGCAGGAACUUCUUCACCAGGUACGACUACGAGGAGGUGGACUCGGACGCCGCCAGCAAGAUGAUCGCGGAUCUGGAAACGGCGAUGUUGGACCCAUCGUUCGUAGGGAAGAAGUUCUCAUCGGGCGAUAAGACCUACGAGGUGGCCGUCUCCGACAACUUUUCUUACACGGACCCCGUGGACGGAAGCGUGUCCAAAAACCAGGGCCUCAGGAUGAUCUUCUCUGAUGGCUCUAGGAUCAUUUUCCGUCUCAGCGGUACCGGCAGCGCUGGAGCGACCAUCCGGCUGUACAUCGACAGCUACGAGAAGGACCCCGAGAAGAUUUACCAGGACCCACAGGUGAUGCUGGCUCCUCUGGUAGACAUCGCCCUCAAGGUUUCUCAGCUCCAAGAGAAGACCGGACGCACCGGACCCACUGUGAUCACAUGAUUCCUCACUGCCAACACUGCCUCCACUCAGCAGCAGGAUCCCCCCGUCCCUCCCCGGGGGGGUGGUUCCAGUUGGUGGCCGUUCUUACCAACCGAGCUGGAUGAAAAAGGGUUCAAUGCAUGAAAAAUAGCUGACUAGCUCUUGAUUUAUCUUAAAAUGAAAGUUAUCCACUGCCAUCGUCUAGCGUUGGACUACAGUCAGUGUUAAUGUGCCGUUUUCUUAAAAUGGGGGGGGGGGGGGGGGGUCAGGUGAUUUAAUCUGCUAGUCAGUGAGACAUUGUCACACGGUAAUGUUAAUUAAACGGGAUUUUAAGAAGGAAAAAAAUAUUCAAAGUGGGCGUAAAACCUGGAUUUGAAUGUGCCUCGUGUAAUUUCUGCACUAAUGUAAUGGUCCAUAUCAGUUUCCUGAACCAUGUCAUUAAGGGGAGAAAGUCACCAUCAAUCAGCUAUUUGGGGCAACCCACACCCCAGGUGUCCCUCACCGACCAUGAACCACAGCGCAACACAUCCACCAGUAGAAAAUAAAUAAAUAAGCUCACAUAAAAGAA
Molecule: messenger RNA, 2336 nt
Organism: Pungitius pungitius (ninespine stickleback)
Lineage: Eukaryota; Metazoa; Chordata; Actinopteri; Perciformes; Gasterosteidae
Gene: pgm1
Product: phosphoglucomutase 1
Exons: 11
Coding region: 104-1789 (561 amino acids)
Biological process (GO): carbohydrate metabolic process
Cellular component (GO): cytosol
Molecular function (GO): magnesium ion binding; phosphoglucomutase activity
Source: RefSeq, a predicted model, not a curated record